Molecule: messenger RNA, 2419 nt
Organism: Bolinopsis microptera
Lineage: Eukaryota; Metazoa; Ctenophora; Tentaculata; Lobata; Bolinopsidae
Product: soluble scavenger receptor cysteine-rich domain-containing protein SSC5D-like
Exons: 3
Coding region: 8-2419 (803 amino acids)
Cellular component (GO): membrane
Source: RefSeq, a predicted model, not a curated record
ACGCACUAUGAUUCGUUCGCUCUCUGCCCUAUUAUUGGUAUUCCUCAUGUCGGUCGUGAUAGCCGAAUUCACAUUGGUGGACAGAGAUGGACAGCCAAUAACAACACAAGCCGAAGGACUUCUUCUCUGGAAAGGCGGAACGGUAUGCGACGACUCUUUCGACGAAGAUUCCGGGAAUGCCGUCUGUCGAAAGAUGGGGUUUGGACCGCAGAUAUCUUGGAACUCGCAAACCCAGUGGACAAUACAGAAUAACUACGAGAUAGAGUUGGACGAUGUAAGCUGUGAUAUCAGUGGAGAAUGGGAUAGCUGUUCAUACACGGAGACUCACAACUGUGGACAUUCUGAGGAUGUCUUUCUAACUUGUCAAGGAGUACCCCAAUUUUCACUGAUUGACAACAACGGCAACGAAGUUCUAAACGGAGGAUCACUCGCAUUGCUUCUCUAUAACGACGGAACAGUUUGUGACGACAGCUUUGACGACAACGCAGGUAUGGCAAUUUGUCGUUUUAUUGGCUUCACAGGACUUCAAGAAUGGACAUCAGGAAAUCGAUUCGGCGACAUCCAAGGAGAUAGAGAAAUAAAGUUGGAUAACGUUGACUGCUCAAGUGGAGAGUGGAACUCGUGCUCCUACACCACUAUACACAACUGUGGUCACACUGAGGAUGUGUUCUUGUCUUGUGAAGGAUCCAUUGAUGAAGCAGAUCCGGCAGAUGAAACAGUGGCAACUUGUCCACCUCAAAUCGAGUGCCCAGAUGUGUCUGCUGUCCCAACUUGUCCACCUCAAAUCGAGUGCCCAGAUGUCCCUGCUGUCCCAACUUGUCCUGAUCAGACCUGCCUUGAUUGCCCUGCUGCUGCUGCUGAACCUCUAUUUUCACUAGUGGACAGACAAGGAAACCAAAUACAGAACGGAGGAGUGCUCGGACUGCUUCUUUACAAAGACGGAACAGUUUGUGACGACAGCUUCACUUCCAACUCUGGCAUAGCCAUUUGUCGUCAUAUGAGCUUCACAGGAUUGCUUCAGUGGUCAUCUGGAAAUAAAUUCCCCAACCUGCAGGCUAACAAAGAAAUCAGUUUGGAUGAUGUCAUCUGCUCACGUGGAGACUGGGCCUCAUGCUCGUAUGUCACUGAGGAAAACUGUGGUCAUAGUGAGGAUGUGUUCUUGUCCUGUGAAGGAUCUAUCAAUGAAGUAGCAACGUGUCCGCCUCAAAUUGAAUGCACAGUCCCAACGUGCCCUGAACUAACCUGCCCAGAAGCCCCUGCUGCGCCAACUUGUCCGCAGUUGACCUGUCCUCCUGCAACCACAUGUCCACAGGUUACAUGUCCAGAUUGUCCUCCGACACCAACCUGUCCACCACACCCAACCUGUCCACCACACCCAACCUGUCCACCUGUGCUCACCUGUCCACCACACCCAACCUGUCCACCUGUGCUCACCUGUCCACCACACCCAACCUGUCCACCACACCCAACCUGCCCACCCCACCCAACCUGUCCACCUGUGCUCACCUGUGCACCACACCCAACCUGUCCACCCCACCCAACCUGUCCACCUGUGCUCACCUGUCCACCACACCCAACCUGCCCACCACACCCAACCUGUCCACCACACCCAACCUGUCCACCCCACCCAACCUGUCCACCCCACCCAACUUGUCCAUCCCACCCAACAUGUCCAAAACCUGACUGUCCUGCAGGCCACUACCCACACAACUUAACCUGUGCAAUGUGCCCUGCCAACUUUUUCAGUCCUACCUCAGGAUCUACAUCAUGUAUAAGAUGUCCAGGUGUCGCCACCUCCAAGCCAGGCUCUGUCCAGUGUGAUUGCCGAGUCGGAACCCAGUGGAGUAAUGGGCGAUGUAGAAAAUGUCCCAGUGACUCUGCAAGUGUUAGUGGAAAAUGUUUUCAGUGUCCAGUUGACUCACUGCCUAAUGAUGAUGGGAGUUCUUGUGAUUGUCCAGACGGGCAGUACUGGAUGUGGGAUCAUGAGAUGGAAGGAAAAUGUGUGCCUUGCCCGGAAGGCAAAUUUAAGGCUGGAGCAGUGAUGCAAUGCGAGUUGUGUCCAACAGGGGCAUCAUCUCUAGCAGGAUCAGCAGUAUGUUCUUGUGAAAAAGGAAGCUUUUGGAGUGGGGAAAACUGUGAACCGUGUGGCUCUGGCACAGCUAGCUUGGGAGGAGCAAAUACUUGUAUCACUUGUAGUGAUGGUGCAACUGAGGAUCGCACUGGUUGUCUCUGUGAAGAUGGUAUGGUCUGGGAAUGGGAUGGUCCAAGCAAUGGGUCCUGCAAGCCUUGCUUACCAAGCACAUACAAAGUUGGGGGAAUGACCAGCUUGUCAAGAUUGCCCAUCUCCUUCUACUUCUCUACCUGGAUCACAGUCUUGUGCCUGUCCUGCUGGGACCUUCUGGAACGGACAGAACUGUGA